UCUCCCUCUAGCCAUGUACCAAUCACAGCAAGAACGCCAUGUCUACACCUUCGAAACGGGUUACGUCGACAGCGGCGUGCCUACCCAGUACGCUCCUGAUCCAAGCCCUCCGGCCCAAGCUCCCCCACGCCGCCGUUUGACCCCAUUCCGCAUCCUGGUGAGAGUCUUCAUCGGCAUCUGCACCUUCAUAGGCGUCCUAUCCCUCCUCAUCUGGCUCAUCUACCGUCCCCGGACGAUCCAGAUGGCCGUGGACUCGGCAACACUCUGGAGCUUCAACCUGAACUCGACGACGAGCCCCCCGCUGCUGUCCUACAACCUCACAGCCGGUGUGUCCAUCUCGAACCCGAGCAAACGGGUAUCCGUCUACUACGACCGGCUGCAGGUGGAGGGAUUCUACCAGGAAGAGCGGUUCGGCCGUGCCGCCUUGCCGCUGUCGUUCCAGGGCGUCCGGCGGACCGACACGGUGCGAGGCAUGCUCCAGGGGAGCUCCGCCGGAUACUUCGAUAACGCGAUGGCAAGUGGAACGGGUGUCUUCCCCUUGGACCUGUGGGUCGUUGGCACCGUGCGGUACAAGUAUGGCGAGCUGACGACAACCUCGGCGAGCACGCUGUCGGUGAAGUGCCCGCUUGUGCUGCAGCUCAUGGAGGCCUCAACCAGGGUCGAGUGUAUUGUGAUCAGCUCUUGAAUCUACUAGAGCUUUGUAUCCUAGCCGAUGCAGGUGUUCUGUACUCAUCUGUAAAAGGAUGCAAGCGCCAGUGGCGAGCACGCUGUUGGUGAAAUGCCCGAUUGUGCUGCAGCUGAUGGAGGCCUACCAGAGUCGAGUGUAUUGUGAUCACCUCUUAAUUCUACUAGAGCUUUGUAUCCUGGCCGAUGCAGGUGUUCCGCGCUCAUCUGGAAAACGGCAAUAGAGGCAAGCACCCGUGGAGUCCUCGACAGGCCCGAGUUGCUCCAAGUUUUUCUUUUUCGGUUCAU
This is a messenger RNA of Triticum aestivum (bread wheat), 972 nucleotides long. Its product is annotated as NDR1/HIN1-like protein 10. The transcript has a single exon. Gene Ontology annotation, biological process: defense response to other organism. Gene Ontology annotation, cellular component: plasmodesma; plasma membrane. The record is from RefSeq and is a predicted model, not a curated record. NCBI's taxonomy places the organism in Eukaryota, Viridiplantae, Streptophyta, Magnoliopsida, Poales, Poaceae. The coding region runs from base 14 to 685 and encodes 223 amino acids.